Messenger RNA from Phalacrocorax carbo (great cormorant), 15325 nucleotides. The record is from RefSeq and is a predicted model, not a curated record. NCBI's taxonomy places the organism in Eukaryota, Metazoa, Chordata, Aves, Suliformes, Phalacrocoracidae.
UAAUGUAAAUCAGAAAGAAAAGAAAUUUUUCAUUAUUGUCAGUAUUCUGCAAGAUGACGUCUUUGAAUUUCUGAGAACUGCAGUGUGGAAAAACAAACAAACUAUACUAUUGCAGCUCUGAGGUUUUUUAGUCUAAAUGCCAGUGAGUUAAUUGCACACAUAUGUUGCUGCUGACUGGAAGUUCUCUUGGAGAUGUGGCACUGAUUGUGGUUGUUUUUACAUGUAUCAAACAAAUUCUGAACUUUGUCACUUCAAGUGGGAAGCGGGAGGAAUAUUAGUAGCCAGGAGUUGUUAUAAUAUGGAUGUGGAAAAUGUGAACUACCAAACGAUCUUUUAGUUUAAAAACAAAACAAGUUUUAUAUUUUUGCACAUAGUUUCUUUUAGGCUAUAUGUGUACAAAUUCUACAUGUUACAUACAGGCUAUUACUUUAAAGUUCAGAUAUUAUCUUUACUCCAUAUCUUUUAUUUUAGAAGAAUUUAAUGGUGACUUGGCCGAUUCAAAAAAACAAAUCAUGUGGGACCUGAUGCCAUUGUUAUAAAAGAAGUUGAAUAUACAUGGCGUUAGCAGUUUCCUAUACAAAGCAUGGAAGUUUGAAGGUUUAAGUGCACCACAUGGAGCUUGUGCUUUGUACAUUUACUAGUAACAAAGAUAGGCUUGUAUCUCAGUAACAAAGGUACAUUAAUUCAGAUGUGAAGUUAUUUGCAUUUUAUUUUUUUAUUUUGUACUUUAUUAAAUCCUUUUAAAAAAUAAUUUAAAGGCAAAAUUAGUGUUUGACCAAAACAUGGUAUUUAAGUUGAGAGAAAUGUGUGUAAUAAUCAAGUAAUAUUUAAUCUAAUAUUUAAGAAUGGUGAUGUAAAUGGUAUUACGUAUAUUAAGAGUUCAGUACUAGAUCUAGCUUUUGCUGUCUGAACCUUUUUUAACCUUUUGUUUAUUAUGAUGCUACAAUGUAAUUUGUCUUCUCAGUUAUGGUUCAUUCAGCUGUACGGAAAACAUUCUAACAGAAAUACUUGUAACAAAUUACUUAGCUCAAGUAGCGAAAUGUAGAUAUUUAUAUAUACAUAAUAAUUUUAAAAAGUGUCUUGCCUGAAAUGUUUGAAAUAAACUAUUAGUGUGCAAUAAAAAGCUUGUCUUGGCAACCAGAAAGGAGCAUGGGAUCACAGUGGCAGGCUAGGGAACCCCAGUAACACCAUUGGAGAAAUGGUGGUCCAGCGCAGGCUCCUCUGCGGGCUGUCACAGGAGAGCCGUCAGCCCUGUGCUCUGGAGGUGACGCCCGUCAUGAUGAGUCUAGUAAUGGUGAAGGCUGUCUGGGCCAUCUCACAGGCUGAGGGGGUGUGGGACAUGGAAGGAAAGAAGAUUUUGUGAUUGCAUGCAACUUGGGCAGUCUGGGGAAGGAACCAAAGGCAUUGUAGGGGUCAGGGGAGGCAAUGGAUGUUUCAAGAUGAUUUGUGAAGGAACCACCAUUAGAGGGAUAAGGGGAUAGAAGGGACAGGUUGCCUGUAAAGGGGUUGUUGAUCAGUAUACUUGUCAGGCCGUGUCGUGAACCUGGUCGGCACACUCUGUCCUCUCUUCACAUUAAACUUCAUUUCUGACUACUUUUGUGGGUGAAGGCCUCUCUCUGCAUGUCUGUGGUGCAAGCAAGUGGAGCAUGUGCAUGAUCGCUAGUAAACAUCAACCUGAACUAGCUGGCAAGAAGUUUUAAGUGGCUAGGAAGCCAUGUAUACGUGUAUAUCUCUGGAGUGAAACAACUGGAAGAGUUGGCUACCAGAGGGACAAGCGGUCCAGGCCAACUGCUGGAGAGGCUGUACGGUCUGGGGGUCAACUGACAGUGGUAGUUUUGGGGUGGGCAUGUGUGUGUCUGUGGAGGCUGUAACAGAGGGGGCUGAGGGAGGCAGAGGCACCACCAGCAACACUGAUGGGCUGAGCUUUGGCCAGCGAUGAGUCCAUCUUGGAGAAGGCUGAAACUGGCUCCGUCCAACAUGGGGGCAGUGCCUGGUGUCUUCCCACAGAAGCUACCCCUGCAGCCCACCCGUGACCAAAAUCUUGCCAUGUAAACACAAUACAUAUGUAUAUAUGUAUUUCCCACUAACAGACUUUCAUCUUUAUCAGCCAGAGAGGGGAACAAGAUGAGGCCAUUGGUACUGCUCGUGUUUGUGUGAGUGCUGAGUGUUUGUGUCUGUGUACAUCUGUGUGGCUGGCCAUGUAUGUGUGCUGUAUAUAUGUGUGUGUUUGCCUGUGUAAGAUGGGAUUACACGCUCAGCAUUGCUAGUGGCUGGAACUGGAGGUAUGCGGCAGCUCAGGGUUUGCUGAACAGAAACCAUAGUUAUUUGGUAUUGUGUUUGGCACGUAUUUGACAAGAAUGUAUAAGCAGCAUGGAAAGCAGGAAACAAUACUAGCAACUAUAAAUGUGUUUUAAAAUUCUUCAUUAGGUUAGGCUUCAAUGGCAACAGAUACAAACAGUGAAGCAAGGACCUCAUGUUAGUUGAAGAGGUAGUGAGGGGAAGGUAGGACAAGCUACUUACGAAAAGCUUAAUUAAAAAAUCCAAAACUUGCUCAAAGAGGUAUUAGAAAUUGUAAGAGCAGUGAAAAACGGAGGACUUGGACUUGACUUAAUGUCAAGAUAAAAUGUUAAUCUUGUAUCUCCAUAAUACCAUUUCACCUUUCCUGGUGUAAAGAGCAGUGGCCACAACUGGGCCCUUCUUGUGUUUGAGGUAGCAAGUAGAAUCUGGUUAGUAUCUCAUUUGGUUUUUUUAAUUUCCUGGCAGCAUCAAGCUUCUUUUAAAGGAACUUCAUAGGAACUUCCUACUUAGAGUUUUCAAUCAGCAAUUUCUUUAGUCUGAUUGUUGCAAAGGAAACAGUUCCACAGUUGAGGCAGGUGGUGAAUUCAAGUCACUGAGCUUAAAUGUUUUGAACAUUCAGAAAACUAAUUUCCCUGAUAUGCAUACAUAAUAGUUGACUCCUUUAUUUGAAGGAGAACAGUGUGGUUAACUAAGAAGGGAUAGUAUACUGAAUGCUUGUCACACUGUAUGUGGAGAGAUAGUGAUAGCAAGUAGAGGUACUUAACUGGAAGUCAGAAAUAAAGAGAGACCAAUUACAGUGUCACACAGACUAGUACAGAGCAGAGACCUCAGCUUUCCAAGAACAGGGCAUCUGAGCCUUUUCAGAGUGGUGGUACUGAUUAUAUCUUGAUCGCUGGCAUUGGCAAAGGCAGUGACUGAUAGGCUUGUUAGAUCAAAAUUCUGAUUGACUGAAAAGAUACACUAUCUGUACUGUACUGUUCCUGGGCUCCAGAACAGGAUUGCAGAUUUAGUUAAAAAAAAAAAACAAAAAACCAACAACAACAAAAAAAACCACAAACCAAAAAACACCAAACACAAAAACACACAGCUGCAGUUUGAGGACAAGUAUUAAUCAGUUUCUGUAGCUAUGCCUUUUCUCACUGAUGAGAGCUGGUUUGCUCAGGGGCAAGGGUCCGGAUUAUAUUCUGUGAAUACGCAUAGUAGAUCUAUAGUGAUAUCUGUGGGACUAUAGGUAGUUCCAGGAGUUGAAACAGGGUAUAGAUUGGACUGUUCAGGACUGUGAAGAAAUGAGGGAGAGACCAUGGUGCUGUUUUUGUAGCUGUGAAUGAUGGUAUUCAAGUCUGAUUUCUAAUCUGGAGGGUAUCAAGAAGGGUGCUGUGUUAAAGUAGUGGUAGUUGCUGCUGCUUUCUCUUGCUCAGUUCUUCAAUCCGCUAUGUUUGCUGGCGUAGGAGUAAUACAACCCUUCUUCCUUCCUAGGUGCCCUCUCUCGAUGGUCAGCGGGAAAACUUGGUCCUGUGCUGUAAUAUUUUUGUUGUUGGAUUUUUUGUUUGUUUUGGUGAUCCUGACCCAACAAUGAGAUAACCCUCAUUGUUUGAGAAUCUUAACCUUAUGCAUUUGGGAACAAAUCCUACAACAUCCCAAGGCUGUGGAUGCAGCGGAACAGUUAAGUUCUGCACAGAUUGAGCAACUGUCUAAGGGUGGAGAGGCUUUGGUGCAAGCUGACUUGUUUCCUAGGAGCUCUUUGUACAAAAGUGUGCAGGGCUAUAGAGGUGUGCUCUGGAGACUGCCUGCCUCAUUUUCUGGCAAUAUUGCUGUUGAUGCUUGUCAUGGUUUUAGCUGGGAUAGAGUUAAUUUCUUCACUGUAGCUGGUACAGUGCUGUGCUUUGGAUUUCGUAUGAAAAUAAUGUUGAUAACACUGAUGUUUUAGUUGUUACUAAGUAGUGCUUAUAUUAGUCAAGGACUUUUCUAGCUUCCCAUGCUCUGCCGGGUGCACAAGAAGCCGGGAGGGGAGGGGGCACAGCUAAGACAGUGGAUCCAAACUGGCCAAAGGGAUAUUCCAUAUCCUAUGGUGUCAUGACCAGUAUGUUAACUGAGGGGAGCUGGCCGGAGGAAGCAGUAACUGUGGCUCAGGGGCUGAUGGCGUUGGUCAGCAGGUGGUGAGCGGUUGCAUCACACACACCCCCCCGCCCCCAGUUUAAUUUCUGUCAUUAUUUUCCUUUUCAUUAUAUUAUAAUCUUAAUUAUCAUCAUCAUUAUUAUAAUCACCAUUAUUACCAUUACUAUUUUAUUUUAAUUGUUAAACUAUUCUUAUCUCAGCCCACAAGGUUUCUUGCUUUUGCUUUUCCGAUUCUCUCCCCCAUCACACUGAGGUGGGGGGAGUGAGCGAGUGAGUGGCUGUGUGGUGCUUAGUGGCUGACUGGGGCUAAACCACUGGUUAUCUGAACUGUUUGACAGAAGUUGCCUCCUCAGAAAUUGGCUUUGUGUGCUGGGUGUUUAGAGAAAAUGGGGGGAAAAGCUCCUUUUCCAGAAGCUACAAUGUCUGCAUAUUGUAUCUUUUUUUGUGGAAGAUCUGAGAUAUAUCUUGGUAGAAAUUACUACAGCUGGUACAGACAGGACCUUUUGGCUUUUCAUUGCUUUGAGAUCCUAGGAUCACAAGACCCUAGAUGGAUAUGAAGAGGAGAUUUUUAUAAAACACUGUGAUUUAAUUUUUUAAUAGCUUGAAGAUAACUAGAGAUCUAUUUAUUUUUUAGCAGAUUUUUAAUUCCCAUUUUAAAUAUUUGAAAGAUAAUGGUGAUCAUUACGUCACAGACCAAAUAUUUUCCACUGCUAUGCAAGAGAGGGAUGAGGCAGCUAAAAUUUCCAUAGUGUCUUUCAACCAAAGGUUGACAUGAAUGAAAAAAAGGCAAGAAACUCCAAGAUGAGUCACAGAAGUGGGUGUUGUCAUAGAGGGAGCUUUCAUAACAGAUCCACCAGACUAUCACUAGUGACCAAAGAAUAGUACAGCACAGGGCAGGACUGGCAUAGAGCAGUCCUUCGAGAUACACAAUACUGCUUCCUAACGUGGAUUGCAUCUGAGCCGCUUUCUUUGUAAGCAAGACAAGUGAGUAUGCCAGCAGCAGACAUAGAAAUUAUUCUUAGGAUUAGAUUUUGUUGUUUGUUUUACAUAAUUUUUGAAUUCAGGAUUAUUUAGAUCUGACUAUGAUCAAACUAUCUUCUUGUUAAAAUAAGAUUUUACUUUCAGGGAAGGACAAAUGAAAUUUAUGAUAUAUUGCUUAUAUGAUGUUAAAUAACAGAAAACUAGAGAUAUGUAUGUGGGAUUGGGACAAUGCAACAAAAUGGUGAAAUCAGUUUAUGUGCAGGUAAGAGAGUUUCCAGCUAAGAAAGAGGGGAAAAAGAAAAAAGAGCAAAACUUGUAUACUUGUCAUUAAAAAAAAAAAAAAAAAGGUGAAAAAAAUCUAAGUGUGGAACUAAUAGUGAUAGUGUUACCCAGAUUAUUUUAUUACUAUUAAAAAAAAAGAUCAUAGUCUCUAUGAGUACAGUUGAUUUCAUUUCCAAUUGGGAAGGAACAUAUUUUUUAUGUAGCUUAAAUUAGUAUUUAAGUGUUUUUAAGAGAAUGUAAAUUUGGUCCUCUUAAAAAUUGGUUUAAAUGGAUUACUUCCAGAAAAUAAUUUGCUGAAAUAAAACCAAUGGAGAAGUUACCAGUAAAUUUGAAACCCUAAACAACCUCCUUUCCCUUCGUCAUACUUUCAAGGCUAUUUCCAGACUUAAAAACCUUUGGCUGAUCAUUCUUAUAAGAUUUCCACUGGCAAAGGGGUAGGAUUAUUUACUAGGGGUGGAAAACCAGGCAUGAUAAGUUUAACAAAAGCCAAAUACAUUCUUGUCACAUUACACUUAAAGAAAUGAUGACAACUUGGGAAAAAGAAUGGAGAUCUUUAAACUUGGACCAACAGAAUCACACUGGUCUUUGUCCAGUGUCAUAAACUUGAAAAACUGAGUCUUACCACGUAUAUUGUAGUGUAUUCCUUGGUUGCAAUAUUUUGUAAGCUGAGGGUACAGUCUGUUGAUAACCUGUUUUUUAAUGUUCUUUUAUAAUUUUUUUAUAUCCUUUAUUUUAAUUUUGGCUAGUUACAAGGUUAUACAUGAGACCUAAUGAAAAUUAAUUACAGAUUAAGGUGAUUAACACAUCUAUGUUGGCAAGUACUUGGGUUGUACAUAUACUGCUAUUAGUGCUGUGCAAGAGAAAACCCUCAAAAUAAAUAAAGUACUGUAAUAAUAAUGGUAUCUAAGUAUUUAGAGGGAUACUUUUUGAGUGUAUAAUAUUAAAGAGCAGCAAGUAUCUAAAUCUAAGAUAAUCUAAGUCUAACCUGAACCUAACUAAUCAACACUGGAAUUUCCGUUCAAAUGCAAGGAAACUGUGUUUUUAUCCCAUAUUGCAUAAAGGACUUAGAAUGCAGUUCUUCUUUGUUAAAAAAUAGCGUUGGAUGACCCAAAACUUGUCCUUUUAGUUUUUUUUUUUUUUUAGAUACAAGUGAUUAGCAUUUUCUUUAAUUAGCCUGAUUUUCUAAGGAAACUAUGUUUUUGAGCAGCCCUCUCUGCAUGCAUGUUUGUGUUUGCACGUAUGUGCAUCACAAAAAGAGCAUGAACAAGUGAGAGCCGUUACCUUUGGCACUGUUUGGAGUAAUUUUGAGACCAUGAAUGGUUCAGUCACGCUAGCCACCUUUGCUAUGUACUUUGCUUGCUUACUUAAGAACGACCCAGUCACAGCUGAAAAUCUUGCUAUCCAUAUUCAUCAAAAGAAAUUUUCACUCAGACUGUGCUUCACAUGAUAAGAGAACUAGCACUAUAUUUUAGAAUAUGCUUUUCUUUCUUCUCAACCUUUUUUUCUACUGUACAGUUAAUGAUAGGAGUAAUUUCCCCAUAGCCACUCGUAAGAGGUCUCAGUGACUUGAACUGAAUGUGACAGAUCUUUAUCCCCAAAGCAAAAAAAGCACACAAAUAAAUACAAUUUCCAUCUAAUAUAUUUAUCUACAAUUGGUCAUUUGUAAACAUACAUAUUCUAAAGAUGCCUACCUUUAGUAGGCAGGUACUUUCCAGUGUCACUAGAAAUGCGGGUUGAAGUUCAUUGUAUUCUGGAUAUAUUUCUACCAUCUCUGUCAGUAUGUAAAUUUACCACAGUCAAGCGCGAUGUUUAACUAGAGAGCAUAAAUUAGAGUGCAGACUUGUAGGAUGUAACUGUUUGGCCUGUUUAAAGUAGAUAUAUAUUACUGUGUAAAUGUUUUGCAUAUCAAUAAACUUUGUUUCACUUUGAGACAAUUUAAUGUUGGUUUUUUUGUGGUGGUGUUAGGCCAGUAGAGACCUGACUUACAGAUUCUUUGACAUUUUUAUGGUUUUGACUAUCAAAUUUUAUCACUCUUCUAGACCUGUUGUUCUCUGAAAUACUCCCAUAGGCAACAGAAAACCACCAUUUAAUGUAGGGAAAUAGUCAAGGAAGAAAGCUUUCUGAGAUGAGUGGUAUAUCAGGGGCUAUGAUUUUCCGCAUCUUACUACCUAAAAAUGAAAGGAUCUGAAAACUGGAAUGAAUAAGCUUUGACUUAUGUGCACACUGGUGGUUCUUUAAUUUUUCUUUUGUGGCUUAUAAUGCUUUGUAAAAUAUCUGUACUGUUUUUCAGGAAAAAAAAGAAGAAAAGUUUUUAAUUUUAAAGAUACUUUUAGUAUGAACUUCAUGUUGGUGUUGUUUAUGCCAGAACAUAGUAAGCAAGGCAAACUAACUCCAGCCUUGUGUAAACUUUUAAUUGGCCAACACGAUGCAAUUGAGCAUGAAUCCCAGGAAUCUUUGGAAAUGAAAGAGAACUGAGCUCUCUGGCUGGAAGCUGAACGUGAUGACGGCCUGGUCUAUGGUAGGGAAGCUGAAAAUGGAGAAGAGGCACUCCAGAGAAGACAGAAACGUGGAACAAGAGGCUGGAGAAUGCAGUGCUGAAUCUGAGGAAUGGACGAGCUCAGAAAGUGAACCUGAGCAACCGUACUUCAGAAGCAGCUGUAGUAGUACUCAGUGGAGAGAAAAGGAGGUUUCCACUAAACCACAUCGGCCACUCUGUCGGUCCCCUUGUUUGGAUCGCCCAAGUUUUUCACAGAGCAGUAUCACACAAGACUUGAAGCUAGACGAAUGCAAAACAAAUUUGGACAAGGAAUACCAAGCUAAAAUGGAUUUUGCUUUAAAGCUUGGGUAUGCAGGAGAUCAGAUCCAGGCUGUACUGAAUAAAUUGGGAGCAGAUGCGCUCAUCAAUGAUGUUCUGGCAGAGCUUGUGAGACUUGGCAACAAAAGUGAAUCAGAGGGACAAAGCAGUACCAGCAGUACCGCUAGUACUCUGGUGCCAAGAGGGCCUUGCCCAAAGGAAAUAGCAAGCCCUGAAUUGUCACUUGAAGAUGAAGUUGUGGAUAACAGUGAUAACUUGAGGCCAAUUGUCAUUGAUGGAAGCAAUGUGGCUAUGAGCCAUGGGAACAAAGAGGGAUUUUCCUGUCGGGGAAUUCAACUAGCUGUUGAUUGGUUUCUGGAAAAAGGACACAAAGAUAUCACCGUGUUUGUACCUGCAUGGAGAAAAGAACAGUCUCGACCUGAUGCACCAAUCACAGAUCAAGAAAUCUUACGUAAAUUGGAGAAGGAAAAAAUUCUUGUUUUCACCCCAUCUCGAAGAGUUCAGGGAAGAAGAGUAGUUUGCUAUGAUGAUCGAUUCAUAGUAAAACUUGCUUUUGACUCAGAUGGCAUCAUUGUAUCCAACGACAACUAUCGGGAUCUUCAAAAUGAAAAACCAGAAUGGAAGAAGUUCAUAGAGGAGCGGCUGCUAAUGUAUUCUUUUGUGAAUGACAAAUUUAUGCCCCCUGAUGAUCCUUUAGGACGCCAUGGCCCAAGCCUUGAAAAUUUCUUAAGGAAAAGGCCAGUUAUUCCUGAACAUAAGAAACAACCGUGUCCUUAUGGUAAAAAGUGCACCUAUGGGCACAAAUGUAAAUAUUACCACCCAGAACGGGCAAACCAGCCUCAAAGGUCAGUAGCGGAUGAGCUUCGAAUAAGUGCCAAAUUAUCUGCUGUGAAAACUAUGAGUGAGGGAGCCUUGGCCAAAUGUGGCACAGGGCCAUCCAGCUCCAAAGGAGAAAUCAGUUCUGAAGUGAAACGCAUUGCCCCAAAACGUCAGUCAGAUCCAAGCAUUAGAUCAGUAGCUGUGGAGCCUGAGGAAAAGUUAUCAGUAGCCCGGAAGUCUGAGGCCAGCUCUGUCCCGUCUCUGGUUUCUGCAUUAAGUGUACCAACGCUCCCUCCACCAAAAAGCCAUGCAGCUGGUGCAUUAAAUACUCGUUCUGCAAGCAGCCCGGUGCCAGGUUCCUCACAGUUCAUGCAUCAGAAAUCCUCACUGGAACAUAUGUCCAGUGUGCAAUAUCCUCCUAUACUAGUCACCAAUAGCCAUGGCACCUCAGUUAGCUAUGCUGACCAGUAUCCCAAAUAUGAAUCAUUGGGGGACCAUGGCUAUUAUUCCUUACUCAGUGAUUUCUCCAACUUGAGCAUAAGUAGUAUUCGUAACACAGAUUAUUACGGGGCUGAUAUGGACCAGGGGAUGUAUUCUAGAAACCCAAGCCCCUGUCCUGACAAUUGCUUAAGCCAUACAAGUAAUGAUUCUUAUUCCUCUUACAAUGACUUGUAUCUGGGUGUAGCAGAUGCCAGUCCAGAAGACAAUGUGAAGAUCCACAGACUACCAUCGCAAAAUCGUCUUCAGCCUUUUUCCCAUGGUUACCAUGAAGCCUUAAAUAGAGUUCAGAGUUAUGGAGCUGAAGAGCCUAAGCAAUCCCUUCGCAAACAGUCAGUUUCCCACUUAGGCCUACAUGCCCAGCAUCCAGUUGUUGGAGCACGGUCCAGUUGUCCAGAGUACCCUGUGCCUCAAAAUGUUCAUCCAUCAACUGCACAACCGAGCCGUGCCUUGGUCAUGACAAGAAUGGACAGUAUUUCUGACUCACGGCUUUAUGAAAGUAACCCUACAAGGCAGAGAAGACCUCCCCUCUGCCGAGAGCAGCAUGCUAGCUGGGAUCCGUUACCAUGUGCAUCAGACUCUUACGCUUACCACUCGUACCCACUGAGUAACAACCUCAUGCAGCCGUGUUAUGAGCCUGUAAUGGUAAGAAGCAUGCCUGAGAAGAUGGAGCAGCUCUGGCGGAAUCCCUGGAUUGGGAUAUGUGGCGAGCCACGGGAACCACAUAUCAUCCCAGAACAUCAGUAUCAAACGUACAAGAACCUCUGCAAUAUUUUCCCUCCAAGCAUUGUCCUUUCUGUGAUGGAAAAGAAUCCCCACAUGACAGAUGCGCAACAGCUGGCAGCUAUGAUUGUUGCCAAAUUAAGAACAGGGCGUUAAAGCGUUACAGCCUCUCUUGGACAAAUGAAACUAUACAGCAUAUAGGACCUGGAGGAACACUUAGAUGAAGAAAGGGGCCACUCGGUUGUAAAUAUUUUCUACUAAGAUAGUAGUAUAAAAUGCUGUACACAGUAGCAAUCACACAUAUAUAGAUAUAUAUGCUGAGGCACUAUAUAAGAGUUUAUUGUAUUGCAAACUUUAAGAUUUCAAAUAUAGGGAUUUUUAAUAGUAUUUUAUAGGAAAUGCAUACCUUGCUGCAUGGAUAGCUCAUUAAGAACUACAAUGUCACGUUCAGUGUCUCAAACCUGUUACUACGAAAUUACUGUUAGCAAUUAUAUUGCAUGUAUUAGUGUACACUUUCAAUUUGCUUAUAAAUACCUAAUUGGCCUUUAAAAGAACGCUCUAUACACACCCAGAUGACUUUUAGGGUUUCAGCUUUGUCAUUUGACACUGCCUUCUGGCAUAUAAAUAUUGAAGAAAAAGUAAACUUGACGAAAAAAAUGAAAGUACGCAAUUUGCAAAGGGAAAAAUUGAUCUCAGCUUUUAAAUUUCAAGAUUGUUGUUGGUACUUAAAAUUUCAAAACUGUUCCCUGAGCGUUUGAGUAGCUCUUACAUUGGCCAAUACUUUGGCUCAAUCCAACGGACGCCAAAUACUUUCUUAAAUUAGGACCAAAACAUUAAGGAGUGGUGAAGGCGUGAGUGCCAUUCAGGAAACUAAAAGAAGUUUAACUGUAGCGUCUCUCUUCAGACUCACCUCUCAACUGUGCAUUAAGGAGCUGCUGGCCCAGGUGGCUAGGCAAGCUGAGAGCAAAGUGUUGGUUUUAUGUAAAUUGGAUUACUCAACCUUAAGCAGCGGAAGCUGGAUGUUAACAUGGGAGGUCGUCAGUAACCACAGCCCUUCCUCUGGGGCAAGGUGGUGUCUGAGGGAGCCUGCCAUUCGAGAGGGCCUUACGAGAGCACCGUGAGAACGCGGCGGAAGGUUGCGUCUUGAAAAGAGGUGCUACAGUUUGGGUUUAAGGCAAAGCUGGCCUGGUUUUUGUGCUUCAGGUCCACGCAAAGGUGUGCAUUUGCCUCAUGAAGGCUUUUAGAGUUCCUGUUUCAACAGGUGAGCUAAUUUUGUGUGGCAUUGUUUGCGCAACUGGUACCUUGCUCAGGGUGGGAACCUUUGUAGCUAAAUGUCUCCAAAAGAGGCAUUUAUUGUUUUUUUAAGCUGCAUGGACUGGACGCCCUUUUUUGAAUCCAUUGUAUAUUUCAACAUUUCAAACCAUUACUAACUCGAUAUGUCUCGAGCUAGGACUUGUUGACUUCUACUGUAGUUUUUUUUCAUGAAAGUUGAGAAGGCCUGGUUUAUGGCCUUUUGUUUCUUCAUGAGAAGGUGUGACACUGCCUAAAUGUUUCUUACUGUGAAACACACGGAACGUGAGGCUGCAGUCAGGGUUGUUUCUGGUGUUUUGAUAAUGGCUUGCAUGCUGCUUUCUAGUUAUCUGUUUGUCUGAGGAACAAAGUUAUAUCAUUUCCUCCACUUGUGUUACUGUAAUGGUUGGUUUGAUUCAAAAUAUCUUGUGGCCUCUUUAUCGUGCAAAAUAUGUUCCUGUCAUUAAAAAAAAAAAAAGGAAAAAAAAACCCCAAAACAAACCAGUUACGGGUGCAACUACCAUUAAUUUCCUGAGAUUUGAGAACCAUAUCAUUUCACACAGGAUAAAUAUUCUUGUGUCGGUGCAGGUAACAUAUAUAAUGACCAUGUCAUUAUGUAUUUAAAAUGACAUAUUUAAAAUGAGUUAACGCGAAGGUGAUUCUGUAUUUACACCUAGUGUUUAAAAAUAACUUGUUUUAGUUGGUUAUCAUCUCUGUUAAUAGGAAAAAAAUCUUCAGACAUUUAUAAUAGUUAGGGAAAACAGACUUAACUCUUGAUCAAUUUUCAAAAAUAUUUUUCCUAACCAGCAUUUUAUAUUUUUAAUUUGCAAUUAAUUCUUAUUCUCUUCUCUUGCAUGGUAUAAGCAGCUGAGAGCAAUGCCUCAAAUAACCAGAAAUGACCUUUUGUUUGUUGAUACAAAUUGUAUCUCUUUUUCUUGAUUGUAUAAAAACUGUGUAUAAAAAAAAAAUAAUCUCUAGAUUAACUUCAGUAUUACAUUUUCACCACAAUGUCUGUGACACCAUGUGUCACAGGGAAGUAGCCCAUGAGUAAUUAUGGCUCUUUUUUAUUUAAAAUGGGCACUUGUAGUUUAUAGACAAACAAAGACAACUUUUCAGAACCAGUUUAUUAUGUGCACAGAUACUGUGUGUACACCUCAAAGCAUCACAUAGUUAUCUUUAGUCUAUUUAUUAAGCAGAUACAUUCUUGCACUAAACUUUAUGUAAAAAUGUUGCUGUUGACUCAUCUGCAUGUGUUUAAAAUGUACCAAUGUAAUUCUAUAGACCCUGCUUUAUUCUUAACAGAUUAAUUUAUAAAUUAUUUAGCUAUAAAAUGAAGUUUAUUGUGCACUCACGUUUUCCAUCUUGCAUGGAAUUAAAUAUUUGUAUGUAGAAAAAUGUUUGUUCCCUUUUUCUCCAACUAUAAAGAUAAGCUAUUUUAAGAGAGGUUUAGUAGGUGUUUUUGAUGUUUUCUAACACGGAAAACUGAGCAGAAAUUUCUGCGUUAAGUGUUGGGUGGUUUAUGGAGAUACUAAUUUUUGUAGGAUUUGUCUAGUCCUUUUAAUUUUCACUAACUUGUCUUACUGAUAGAAAAAAUCCUUUUUAAAAAACGGGAAUGCUAUGCCAAUACAAACCCAGCACACAUGUCCCUAAGGCACUUUGAAGGCACACGCUGUUUUUCUAAGCGGCUAUUAGCAUCCAUCGUGCAGAGAGUUACAGAACGGGGAGCGUAGCCUUGUGGAAAUACUUCGCAAAUAUUGUGCCUCUUUAGUCCUCCUUAGAGGUAACAAAACUUUUUAAUGUGAUGUAGUCUUUCCUAAUCAGCUACUUAGUGAGAAUUCAGUCAUCCACAUCUGUGUUCAGCUACGUUUACAAGCCAAUUCAAAACACUGACACAUUCGUUAAUCUUCAGCGCAUAAGCUCAGAUUUCUUCUUACGUGGAAGAGUUGAUCUUACUAACACCUGAUCAUAACUGUCUAUAUUGUAAAUAUAUGACUUUGUAUAAAUGCUCUUUUUGAGAGCAUGGUAUUUAAAUGUUUUUAAAACUGUAAGAGAACAGUUCUAGAAACUAUUUUAAUAAAAAUCCAUGAAAUUACAAUUCUGGAUGAGGGAAAAAAACCAAGUGGGAAGGGAAAAUCCUGGCCUACUGCAAUCAGCAAGCGUUAGGCGGUAGGCUUUAGUGCUUUACUGGGGCCAGAGUGUUCUCAGAGUUCUGAUUUACUGAGCUUUCAUCUCUAGCUAUAUUACUUUCACACAAUUUGUCACUUACUUACUUAUACAAGUGUAUAAUCACAAAUUCAUGAAUCAAAAAUCAACUGCUUUAUGGGAUGCCAGUCUAAGUUAUUUCAUGUGUGUUUGUUGUUUUUUAAGAAUUACAGGUCAGUAAUGUAUUAAACUGUACAUAUAGAUGAUUUCACUACUGUUAGUCCUGUUGUUGUCAUCUUGAGCUGCAGUAGUUGGCUUUAUUCAUUUGUAGAAUUAAACAUUACUGUUUAACUGUUGUAAAAUUUUAUAAAUCUCUUUGGGUUUUUUGGUUGACCCAAAUAUAAUGUAAGUCUUAAUGACAAAAUGAAUGAAAAUGGAUGUUCAACCAGUAUGUGGUAUUUGUAAAUCUCUGUAGUAAUAAGCGUGCACUGCUCUAGUUGCUGCUGCAUGUAAUUCAUCAACUAGCACGAGUCUAUUUAGCUUUUGUAAACAUGCUUUAACUGUAAACUUAGAACAAGCAGAAGGAUCCUCACUGAAAGAACAAACGAAAGCAAACCUCUAUCAAGGUGAGUUCCCUCCCCCCCCCCCCCCCAUACUUCUAAUGCUGGUUUGCUUCAAAUUGUGAAUUUUGGCAUUUUGAAAUUCUUAAUGCUAAAGUCAGAACACGCGAAGAGUCUGUCCAGAUGUUUCCGUUAAAAAAUACUUGGUGACAGGCAGGUAUACCCGAGCUGUAUACCAAACCACAAGCAGCAAUGUUUCAAAGGCUAUAUUUUGACUGUAGUAAUUUUUAAAACUCCAUGGUAAAGAGACUUUACCUGUGAGACUUUGGUCCAUGGAGUUGAAAUAAUCCUUUGUCUUGACGUGCCAAAAUUUUACGUGAAGCAUUAGUACUACAGGACUCAUAGUAGUCGGAUCAUUAGAGCCAUCACUAUUAUGCCUAUGGUGAGGGUUCAGCUUUAUUCCUCCUUUUAUGUACCCAUAGCUUGUCUCUGUGGCAGAGCCCUAACUGUAUUUUUUGCAAUAUUUCAGCUGGAAAAAUACCAGUGCGCCAUUUAAAUUAUUCUCAUGCCAGUGUUUGGUUAGCCUUUGAAAAGUCAUUAUCUAUGAUUUUGGUCUGUGGUAUUUGGAGUUUGUAAAUGGAUUAAAAGAAUUGAGAGAAGAACCUAAAAGAAAUAUAGGCUAUUACCUGUUCCCCCUCCUGCUCUGUGUAAAAGUUUUGCACAAUUAUUUAAUAUUAUGAAACAUGUUAUACUUCAUAUAUAUAAAAAGUUCGCUUAUUUAAUAAAGCUGAAAGCCACUGGA